This is a messenger RNA of Orussus abietinus, 1954 nucleotides long. RefSeq names its product tyrosine-protein phosphatase non-receptor type 14 (gene Pez). The record is from RefSeq and is a predicted model, not a curated record. The transcript has 8 exons. Gene Ontology annotation, molecular function: cytoskeletal protein binding; protein tyrosine phosphatase activity. The coding region runs from base 215 to 1513 and encodes 432 amino acids. Gene Ontology annotation, cellular component: cytoskeleton. NCBI's taxonomy places the organism in Eukaryota, Metazoa, Arthropoda, Insecta, Hymenoptera, Orussidae.
AUUCUUUGGUGGAGCUCCGGCCUAAAUAAAGCUCACAAGUUUUGUGGAUUUUGAGUACUCUUAAUUCGAGAAAUGUAAAUAGAAGCAUAUUAAUAAUUACUUCUGAGGAGCACUACGUGAUAAAUGUUUCAUUUAACCGAAAUAGCACUGGGUGUUGAAAGUGUGCAGCUAACCAAUGUCAUGUAUGGCUCCUUAAGUAAGUCUGCCUUUCACGAUGCCAUUCAAGUUCCAUCUGAAGAAAAGUCGACAGUACAAUGUCGUCUCAAAAAAUCAAUAUGUCAUUUGCGUCGAAUUGCUGGAUGCAACGACUAUAGAAUGUACCUUAAGUAUCGACAGCAUAGGGCAAGAAUGUUUAGACAACUUAACUCAACGUCUCGGUAUCAAUCAACCUGAAUUCUUUGGAUUGCGAUAUGUCUGUCGACACGGGUCCCCUUCCCUUAGAUGGGUAGAUAUGGACAAGCCCUUAAAAAGACAACUCGAGAAAGAAGCUAAAAGCUUCAAUCUACAUUUACGGGUCAUGUACUAUGUAACUGAUGUACAACUUAUUCAAGAUGAGAUGACCAGGUAUCAUUAUUAUCUACAACUGAAGAACGACGUACUGGAAGGCAGAAUACAAUGUAAUUCGAGACGAGCUACUUUAUUAGCUAGUUAUUCGAUGCAAGCUGAAUUUGGGAAUUAUGACCCAGAAAGAUACACUACGGAAUGUCUUCGACGCUGUUCGUUCUUCCCUAAAGACAUAAUGCAAGCAGAACCUGGAGGACAAGAUGCUCUACUAAAUGCAGUCAUAUGUCAAUACAAGAGUUUAAUUGGUGUAACGCAAGCAGCUGCCGAAGAACUCUACAUUUCCAUUGUGGUACAGCUGGAUGGUUACGGUCAUGAAACAUUUACAGCAAAGGAUGAAUCAAACAAUGAAGUGGUACUGGGAAUCUCAGUGAAUGGUAUUAUGGUUGGAUAUCCUACGACACAAACUACUCAAUUCUAUAGGUGGAAGGAUAUCAGUAAUGUUAUUAAUCACAAAAAGGUAUUCAGAAUAGAAUGCCAGUCGGAAGUAGAAGAGGCAAAACAAUUUAUAUUUGGGGAGUCACGUAACGCAAAGUAUGUAUGGCGGCUGUGUAUAGCACAGCACACAUUUUACAUGCAGCAUCAAGAGUCACGUCCAUCGGAUCGUCUGACAAAUGGUUAUUUUGACAGUGAUACAAACGACUCAGGAGAACAAACUACAUCUGUUAAUUCAGAGAACCGUGCAGUAGAAGAUCAAAUGCGAUGGACCAGUUAUAAUGAUCUCUCAACUUCGCCUUAUCCACCAGUUGUAUCAGUUUCUUCAACUGAUAUUAAUAAUCUACGCGCAUUGCUUCCAUCAUAUAGACCUGCUCCAGAUUAUGAGACAGCCGUCCAAAUGAAAUACAAUAAUGGCGGAAAUGCUCCGCAGCCUUAUUACGCAAAUCAAUCUACAAUCGUAGGACCUGAUCUCUCAUGUUUACUCGGUAAUGUAGUAAACAGAAGCAGAUAUUAAUUAUUAAUAGUUUUUCACUGUUAUAAUAUCAUUAUUAAUUGUUGGUCACAGUCACGUAAGUCAUCACACAAAUAAAUUUAAGACCUGUUUGUCUUGCAUUAUUUGCACUAAUACAGGUUAGUGCAAAAUAGUGCUGUAGGGAUCACAAUAAAUUACCAGAUUUAAAGUCUGCGUCGUACAUAAGUUGCAUUGCUUUGAUGAGAAAUUCUGUUUAACAGUAUAUUUAAAUGAUUAAUAUUAAAUCUAGAAUAAAUAGAAUAUUAUUUUUAUAUAUUAAAUAUAUAGCAGGAUAAACAAAUUUUAACAAAAUUUUAUUUUUGAUUGCUUUUUUGAUGGUAUGUUUGGAUGAUAUUAUAUGUACUAAAAAUGUAAGGAAUAUUUAUUAGUUGUAAAAUGACUUUAAAUUUGUCAAUAUUAUUAUAUUAAAAAACAAUGAACAAC